Porites lobata is the source of this 44488-nucleotide messenger RNA. NCBI's taxonomy places the organism in Eukaryota, Metazoa, Cnidaria, Anthozoa, Scleractinia, Poritidae. The record is from the annotation of a GenBank genome assembly.
GUAGCAUCCAUCUGGAGGUGGAACAUGGCUGCCGCGUCAUGAAUGAAUCUCGAGAGAUUAUAAGCGAUACUUUCUCCAAUUUCAUCUCGAUGUGUGGGACACAAAUAUGUUCCAUAACAGGAGAGGCCAUACGGACAUCAAGAAGACUUCGCAAAAAUUCCUAGACCUUAAAAAGGAGAGCCAUGCUAGGCUACGCGCUCUGCGAUCUUUGCUCGGUAUGUGUUUCCUUGCACCAGCUCUGCAAACUCUUGAAAUAUAAAGAAAGUACACACGAAUUAUGCUCCAAGGGAUUUGUUUGAUUUGCCUGUGCACCUUGCCUUUCAGAUUACCUUGAUGCUUCCGACUCCAAGAAAUUUUUCAACACUUACUAUUCCGAAAUAUUUUACGUAUUUCACGAUGUUUUCUCCAUGGUGGAGGCAAAUCUCAAAACAAGAGGUUGGUCCUUUGAAAUAUUUACAUCGCUUUGCAGCCAUUUGGAUAUUGACACAGAACAAUCUGCGGUAGAAAUUCAGUUAGAUUAUUGUCCUUCUAACGUUUUUUGAAGAUACGAUUCUCUGUUCAUCUAGGAAGUAAAUUUAAACUUCUGCAUUAUGAGUUUAUUCAAAUGGCUGAGUAUUUUCGGUAAACAAUAUCGCGGAAAAUAGCUGGUUGAUCGGUGCUAACGUACAAUAUUUAUUAUUUUUUUAGGUCAUAAGUCACAAAGGGAAGACCUCGAUUCAAUUCUUAUUAUGUUAGAGGUAAAAGGCAAUAUCUUUUUUACUUUGUUUAACAUUGUUUUUUUUUUACAAAAAAAUUUAAAUUUAUAUUCAAGACACACUGCUAAUUAUUGCUCAUGUUCUGUUCAAGUUAAUAUAACAGGUGAAGUAGGAUUGUACAUAAACGGUCCAAAAUAUAACGAUUUGUUUUCGUUCAUCUACAAACAGAAAAUACUGCUUUAUCUUCCUGAUCUGAUUCACAGAAGAUGGCAAUUUCACAGUAUUGGUAAGCUCUUUUGACAUAAUUUUAUGCAUAAUAUAAGAAUCGUGUAUUGCUAGAAUAUUUUAGUUGUUGCUGCUUUGUAAAAAGAUAAUCACCCUACAGUUAUAGUAGUGUAAUCAAUAUUAUGGGUAAGGUAAAUUAAAGGCACACAUCAGACAAGGAGGCCCACUUGACAAAAAGGUUAUACCCCUGUUUCUGCAUUGGAAAUGCAUCGAUGGAGCAUUGGAAAUGCAUCGAUGGAAAUUAAUGCUUGUUCACUUUAGGGUUACCACCAGCUGUUCUGACAGGAAGGUGUGAAGCCUGACCUGCAGAUGUAAAAAAGAACACUCUUUAUUUGAGUGUCAAUUGUUUUGUGCAAAAGUACUAAAUGAGGAUACUAUUUUUACAUGUAUGUCUCCUGCUGGAGAUGAGACCACCAUUUUACCUGACCUUUUUAGGUUGACCAUUUAAAGUUGGUUAUUUGUCUUUAUGACAUUUAAGGGUAAUAUAUAUACGUGUACUUACUGACUUUCACUGGCUGCUGUCUGAGUUGGUGACUGUGUAAUUGCCUUUGAAUAUGAAGAUUGUUGUUGACUAUUUAAAUCACAUGUAAAACUGGGGACUGAAUGGUCUACUAUGUAGGUUUGGUGUUUUCAGACUACUUUCUUGCUACAAACCCUGUAUUUCUGUAGUGGUGUUAUACUAGCAUGAUUGGACACAUGGCAGUGUUGUAGUCAACAUGUAUGUGCACUGUAGAUUCAAGGUUUGAACCGAGCCACUGUGUAGUUUCCAAGUUCUCAUAAGUUUUCUAAAGUUGGGGCGUGCAUUAAAAAAAAAAAAAAAAAUAAUGUAUUCUGUUUUCAUUUUAAUUAGUUUUCUUGCCCCUGUUUUCUGUUGGGAUUUACUAGACUUCAUUUUGGUGGGAAAAGUUUUAGGAUCUUAGUAUUACGUGGAAGUUAGUGGAACAAGAUUUUCCUCUGAGUUUUUUGUGUUAACGUUAUAAGUUGUCCUUGACUGUUAAAACUGAUGACGUCACAUGUGGUUCAAGGGACUUAGUUAUGGGCAGCUACAGUUGGUUAUGCAUGGGUGGCAAAGGGGUGAAUGGGUUAAGUAAUUAUUGCAUUUUUGUAUAAAUGGAUACCAUGCAGGGGUAGUAGCAAUAGUCUUAGUUGCUUCAGAAACCAGUAUAAGCUUCUGCUGUGUAGCUCUGUGACUGAUUUCUACCAGUAGUAAAAUAUUAUUGGUGCCUCAAUAUUGUUGUUUUGCUUGAGUGUCAGAAGGUUCUCUCAAGCAAUGUAUUGUGGCACCAACAUCAACUUGGAGUAGCCUACAUUUUUAACAGAAGCAACGUUAAGAAUGGACCGAGGCCCCAUACAAAAGUGUACUUACUUGUACCUUGUAAUUGAUAGUUUAAUACAACUAGUUGCAACCUGCGGCUCGCUGCAUCUGAAAGAAAUCUGCCUUAAGGUCAAAUGGACGAGCAGAAAAAAAUAUAAUCUCCACAAAAUAAAAACUUGAAUGGCACUACCCUUACUUUUAAUUUAGACUAUAGCUGUACUUUUAUUGUGGAGGAAGGAGAGGGGGGUGUGGGUCAGAGAGAAUGGGGGGGCAGGUGAAGUACAGGGGAGAGGGGAGAGGGGAGUUCUUUAAAGGUGGAAAAAUGGGAGGAAAUUACACAACAAUGGUUAAUAUUUUGCAAUUGAAAAAGGGCUAAAUGGAGGAAGCCCCCCGCCCGGUACAUGUCCCUCCCACAGUAAAGUAUUAGCUUCUGGAACUUUCUUUCGAGUUAUUGUUAUGAAUCUAUUAGCAUUAAGACUUUUCUGUGUCAAAUCUACUGCAGUGAAAUUGUAUUAUAUUUACUGUACAGUGUACCACACAACAAUAGAUCUUUUUAUUUAUGCGGCUUCUUAAUGUGGCUGAAAAACCCUUUAUCAUACAUGCACUCUAUCAGAGGACUUCCAUUAAUAACUUUUGAUCCCUGUAUAAAUAGGUCGUAUCAUGAGAAAGCUUCUGCAUCAUGGGAAUGCACUGAAGGUAUGCCAUUAUACCUGUAAACAAUACAUUGCAUGUACAUUUAAAUUGUACAUAGAUCGUGAUAAUUCAAGUUUUUGAGGUAAAUUUCAGUGAAAUUUUGAUCCAGAGAAAGGAAACUUGUUUAGUUUGAAUUAGCAGGGAAUUUGAAUUAUCCAAGUUCGAGUUAACCGAGUACAGUUGUGUAAAUAUGACUGAAAGUUGGGGUGAAAUCCAAGGAAAUAGGACUAAGUUUGAGCUUGCCUGGAGUUUGAGUUAUCCGAGUUCAAGGUAUUGAGGUUCUACUAUAUUUUCUUUUCCUGUAUUUUUUUUAUUCACAGUUGCGGCGCGAAGGUGCCCGUCUUUUUAUGCUGUGGUUCCAGGCAUUGCAGGAAAAUUCAGAUGAAUUGUGUCAACUCAUGUAUGCAUGCAUGAUUCCUGGUUUUCCAAAUCCCAUUGACAAUGUGGAAUGGAAGAGCAAGAUGUCAAGAGCUGGUGCUGAAGAAAUUUUUAUGUCAAUAAAUGAAAGUGGCUACAGGGACCAGCCCCCUUCUACAAGCAAUUUGCAUUUGUCAUCUGACAGAGAGAGUGAUGGUUGGUUUUGUUCUCACAAAAUAAUCUCAACCCUUAUGUUGCAGAAUACAAUGUACUUGUCUGAUAUAUGGCUCUAAAUGUGGAAAUUUGCGUCAUUCAUAUCUAAAAAAAUACAACUACUGCUAUGAUCCAGAUUUUUUUCUCCUUAAGAUAAUCGUACAUGUAUUUUUUGUGUAACCACAAGGAGCAAAAAACACAUAUAAAAAAGGGGGUUUUGUUUCAUUGCAAAACUACAACAAAGGGACAAUUUCAGCGUCAAAUUAUUAUUUUGGGCAAUGGGACUGGGGCAAGUUUUCAGAGAAUCACCUGUUUAGCCAGGUAGAAUUAUCAAAACUGCGAGUAAAAGCAUUACAGGUAGGACUACAAAAGGGGCCAUAAUUACCUCUUUUUAGACAACUGUUGAAGAUCACCACACCCUUUGAAGUUGCAAUGUUACAUGUAUAUGCAGUGCAAAACCAGAGAAUCACCUUAAGGAGACAUUUUGGCGAUUUUGGUGCUUGUAUCCGCAAUGGAACAUUAUUGCAAAAAUGUGGCGUUAAACAACCUGUUUAAUAUCAGGGGUUUUGGAGUGAAAGUUCAUUCUUGCUAAAUCUUCUUUUUUUCAGACUGGUGCUUGCAAGAUGAGGUAGGACCGAUCUUUCCUGCCAACACCACUGAGAGAUUGCCACCACCAGAACUCUUGACAAAGUUUUUUCUGGACAAAGUUUUGGAUUGUAUGAGCACCCAGGUUUGUAAUGAAAUUACAAAAUAAUUGAGGAAUUGUAGAUGAGUUAGUUUUGGGAUAGGGGGUUGUGGCAGAGGUAAUAAAGGCACAAAAUAACUCAACUUUGGUGGAGGAGGGGAGAUGUAUAGGGUGGGUUGGGGUUAAGGGAGAUGGCUUAUGAUGUAACAAGUCUUACUUUCCUUCUGCAGCUAUCUGAAAAUAAAAAUUUUUCCUCUCUAUCUUUAGCUUGUUCUUGUCGAGUGGGAUGACAAGAAAACCAGAGAACAUGCAUUCUACUUCCUGUUUGAAAACUUUAAAAAGUUCUAUCUGCCGCACAUCUUUGAAGAUUUUAACCCUUCAAGAGCAUUAUAUGAUUCAUCACCAGGUAAGUGUGCCAUCUAUAAGUUAAAUAAUAACAAUUUCAACGAUAAUGCAUGUAACGAUAGUUACUUACAAAAGAUAGUUUCUCUUACAAUACUUGUGAGAAAUGGCAAAUCUUGGCCAGCUAGUCUGACAACAUGUGCUUUGAUUUAUAAGAGACCUUUCUGAAAUUAAGCAAACUCAUUGGGCAUCUUGCUCAAAGUCCUGUUUACAUUCAGCACAGCAAUCUCAUGUUAUGUGGCAGAUGGAUUUCUGACUGCAAAAUAUUCACAAGAUACGUUGUAAUGACAGUUACGUUUACAUGCACAUGCCCUCAGGGUGAGUGGAUGUUGGGUUGAAAUAAUCUUAUAACAAUGUCUGGAAAAGCGAACAACUCAAAAGUUAAUAUUAAAUAUUUUUCAGUUUAAUUUCAUUCGUACAUUGUUUUAUUUACCUGUUUUGAAAUAUGUGUACUCACUGUCUUGUUAAUUCAAUAUGUUGGUGUUCAUGUAUCUGUUUUCUUUAUUGUUAUGUUUCAACCCUGUUAUUGUUGUUUUCAUUUUUACUUUUCCUUCCCGCCUUGAUUAGCUAGGCUAUUUCAUGGGCAAGGGUCAAUGGUUAUGAUAUGUAUCCAAAGUGUCUUAAUAAACUUGAAGGUGAACUUGAACAUGUACUUGUAAAAGUUAUUACAAUACUUGUGAAGAACUUGUGAAUUUUGGUUACUCUGGCAAUCUGCCAUGUAGUAUAAUAGUUUCUCUGCUGCAAUGUACUUGUACACCACUUGACUUGUUCCUGAAUGGUCUCUGGUUUGAAUUCUUUGGUUUGGUUCCCUGUGAGCAGGGGUCCUUUGAUUCUUCCUUUUCCACACUAUCCAGGAAGAUUGAUAAACCUCUGCUCAUGGGGUAAGUGCAGGGUGCAAAGAAAAUCAGUUUUACAGUCUGCCAUUCGGGCAAGCUGUAGAUAGCAUGUACUAGCCCACAAGUCAUUUCAACUAUCCCCAAAACCCUUUUUGAUUGGCAGGAUUGAUAACAAUCCUUCUGUAAUUUGAACCUCCCCAAAAAACAGCACUUGCCCGUCAGGCAAGUUAAGAACAAAAAACACUAGCCCGAUAGCAAAAUCCACUAGCCCCAGGCUAUUGGACACGACUUUCUUUGCAUGCUGGGUAAGUGUCUGGGGAACCACAUUUUUUAUCUUUCCUUAGUCUGUGAUUAGACAAAGGAAUACACAAUAGGUUCUGUCUUGUCUGUAGCUUUUGAGCUGUAGGUAGCUCAGGCUCAUUCUGCAUGUUCAUGUACUGGUACAGAUUACAUAAAACUAAAGACACAAAGAAAACAGCGAUACUAGUUAGGCCCUAGUGAAACCUUAUUAUUUGGUUCUUAACCUUGUGUAUUUCGUGUGUAUGUAAUUUGUUCCAUUUCACACAGGGGAAAUGACCCUUUGUGUGAAGAGAAUUGGUAUUUUUAGAUAUAAGGGAGUCGCAUCUCUUGAUACAUACAGUAAUAAUGAGAUUUGCAUCUCUGAAGUCAAAAGUUAUUUUUCGCAAAUUAAUGAUGGCAACAAUCUGAAUAGUAUCAGUUUCAACUGCUGUUCACAAGCCACAUACAGUUGGUUAUUGAAAUCAUUAAUGGUAACUUCAAAUGUUUAAAAGGUGCUGCAGUGUGAUUAUCAGUUACAGCAUUUGACAUGAUAACUGCAUAACUGUCUAUGUUUAAAAUAAUUUUAGUUUUAGUGGCUUAAAUCCUGAUUUAUAGUGGCAUACAUGUAAUAAUUAAUAACUGCUACUUUGUCACUAUCUGCCUUUCAGCUGCACAAGUUCCACGGAAGAGGAGCAACAGUGCUGGCAGGGAAGCAGAGCAAAGAAUGAUCAGUGCAAGAGACUCUGUCCUCAGAUGGUUCGUUGCCUUCACUUUUAGAUUCAAGAGGUCUGACAGUGUCUCAGAAUCGCCAAAUGUGAAUCAAUCAAUAGUAUCAAUAUCAUCCACUGAAGGUAGUGAGCCGGGUUCACCUCCGACAUCAGGUGGAGCCAUUCAGUUUAGUCCAGCACGCAACAAAGAAUACUUACAUGAUGCCAGUGAUGUGAUCAGAAAAGUGUUGUUCUCUACCCGCUCAAAUAUAAGACUGCUUCAUGAGGUUCUCGACAGGAAUGCGUUUACAUUGUAAAAAAUUGUGCUUGUACUCCAAACUAGUUUCAGUGGCUUGAAUCCUAAAUAGACUAACAACCACAGAAUGUCCCUUCUCAUGCCCUUCUACAUGAAACCAAAAAAUACAUCUGUUUGUAAGCCCCCCUCUAGCUUGUUUUGAAUGAAAUGGAUAUGUUAUGAUGGAUUGAAGCUUAAGUAACAACCGGUAAAUGCAAAAUGUAUGACGGGCACUGCUGCUGUUGCUUUUUCUUUCCCCCUCAGUUAUUAAGCGCCCUCUGUUUAUAAGCCCUUCUCAAACCCUGGCUUUACAAAGAUGCAUAAACCCUGGGCUUAAACAUGUAAGCAGCAGCUUACAGUAGCCAGUCACUAUCAAUUUAUUUUAAUUGUCUACGGGCAGAUUUCAAUUGUGAAAAAAAAACAUUUGUUGUUGGAAGGUACAUGUAAUGACCUUAUGCAAUGAUAAUGGCAAUGACAAUCGCAAUGACAACUUCAAAAGGUUUCAUAAACAAAACAACAACUUUGCACAUACGCCACUUGCACAUCUCUCAUAAUGCAUGGUAAAAUUCCGAAAAUAAGCCCCUCCAUGUAUAAGCCCCUCCAAAUAUAAGCCCCCCAAACUCGUAAUGUAAAAAACCCUCCGUUAAAUCGCUCCUCCAAAUAUAAGCCCCCCGGGGGCUUGUACUUGGAAAAUUGCCCUCAAAUACAAAGUAAAACAAAGCAAAAACAGUAAAUUUACUUCCAACUAUAAGGCUAGCCCAAUCGAUUUUGAAACGCAAAUUUCGCUCCGUAGAUAAGCCCCUCCGAAUAUAAGCCCCUCCAAAAAUAAGUCCCUUAAAAAGGGCCUUUGAAAAAUAUAAGCCCCGGGGCUUAUUUUCGGAAUUUUACGGUAUCUUAUUUGCCUCCCAAAAUUUUGCACAACCUUUGUUUUUCAUUUCUCCUGGAUAUUACAGCUGUCCCAACAGAAAUUGAAAACAAUGCUUAUGCAAAAUUUUGGGGGGCAAAUAAGGUGCAUUACGGGAGAUGUGCAAGUGGUGUAUGCAUUGCACUUUUUGGUAAAUUCAUUGCUGUCCUCUACAUGACUGAUAUGUGAAAUUUCAUAAUGCAAGGUUCUGAAGAGGAUAUUAUGAACACACAAAAGUGACAACAAGUAACAAUUCAAAAACAUUUGGCUACAACUGACAAACUGGAUUGGCUGAAAUCCAUGUACAUGUAUCAUGUCAAAGUGCUUAAUGACAUCAAAGUAAUAUCAUCUUGUUGGUUGGGUAAGGCCCCUAAUGACACUUAAAGGCUGGUUUUCACUAGUGACAGAGUCGGAGUUGGAGUCAUAAGCAGAGUCAUAAGCCCAACGGAAUUACAGUCAGAAGAAUUAGAACGUUUCUGUUUCCUUCCGACUUUGCUUCCGACUUCGCCGCUUACAUUCUGCUUAUGAUCUAGUGAAAACCAGAUUGUCGGAGUUGGAAGCAAAAGUGAAAGGAUAAACCAAUCACAAUGCACAUUCCCUGGCUUUGUGAUUGGUUUAGUUCGUCCACUUCUGCUUGUGACUCCGACAACCCAGUUUUCACUUGAUCGUAAAGGACAGAGUCAUGCACGCUGUUUUUGGAAUAGGAAGAAUCAGAAUGCUGUUUUCACUAGAUCAUAAAUUUUUAUGCUUCUGAUUACGACUCCGCCUCCAACUCCUACUUGGUCACUUCUGAAAACAAGCCUUAAGAGUGAGCCUACCAGGUGAAUAUUGACUUUGAAGCUUAACAAUGAAUUUUUAUAAGCAAGACUUGAAGGGAGUUGGGGUGGAGAAACUUGCCAGUUUAAAAAUGAGAGGAAAACUGGGCCAGGUUUACUUUCACAAAGACUUCUGGGAUUGUUAGUAGUGACAAGGGAAAAAUAAUUAUUAUUGGCCAAUAGCUGAACAAUGCAUCCCCAGUAAUGAUCCAAGAAACAAUUGCGGGACACAUUUCAGUUCCAGUUCCCUUCUAAUUUCUAAAGUGGUGAAUUGUGUGAUUUAUUAAGUUACUUUGAUCUGUGACAUUUCCUUGAAAACUAAGGAAGAACUAGAAUCUAGAUACAUUUACUCAAUGGGACCUUGGUAAAUAUUAAUUACCUUUGUGUUGUUUUCAGGGAUUUCUUCUUCCAGCCAAAAAUCUAAACACCGUGCGGCAGGUACUCGGGGUGUAUCAUGAUUGGAUUAAGGUGAGCUAGUGGUAUAAGCAAUGCAAAUAUACUUACUGGUGUGCUUUUACUGUCAAACUUAGAAAACCGUGAACACCUGAAAAACUUCAGGAAUGUAGAUUGUGUAGUGACCAAUCACAAUAAAGGUCACUGGGGCAUGUAACAAAUCGCAAAACCACACACUACAUGUAAUUACUGUUGCUGUUUGUGGUUUAGUUUUCUCACGCCUUACUGGCUUUUUCCUCGCAACACAUCAUUCCGUUUCAUGUUCAUGGUUUUGUGAGUUUCACAGUAAUAAGUGAUUGUUCGGUUUCUGUGGGGGCAUGAACUUGGUAAUUUGUUUUGUCUAUUAAGAAUUGGUUAAAUUUAUUUCUUUGUUUAUUAAUUUGAUCAUUCAUACCAGUGUAUUCUUUGCCUGUGCAUACAUACAUAUUGGUUCUAACAUUCCAAGUAUGACAGUCUUCAUUUGUUUAUUAGGAUGUAGAUCUGGAAUAAUGAUCCCAUCUUGCGCUUGAAGUUCAACUCUACUUAGUUUAUUCAAAUGUAAAUUAAUUCCAUAGUGAAGUGUGUAAAUUUUCUACUGUGGAUUUUUUUAGAGUGCAGAUAAACCUGUAUUUAUGCUGGAACCCACCCAAGAGUUGUUGAGACCACUCGAUGGUGAGAAGUACAGUCCACAAAGUCCCAUUAGGAGUCUGUCAUAUUCAUGUGCUGUAGAUCGAGCAAGACAAAAAGUAUUCCGACUGCCACAGGAAGAUGUGCGAGCUGGUCUUCAAGCCAACCUGAGGUUUUUUAUCUUACAUUCUGCAGCUGUAUUUCUUGUGGAAGAGGAUGAAAUGUAUUUGGAUAAACAGGUGACUAAUAGUUAUUUAAGUAAACAUACAGUCAUGUUCAUUGAAAUCUGCAUGUACAGAAAAUUAAGGUAAAAUUUCUCCUUUUUAAUUUUAAUUUUGUAACAUUUUUUUUUGGCUUGAACAUGUGUUUUUGUAACUUUAAGGUUGAUGUCUGCAAACGUGUCAUCCAUCUCUAUCGGAGUGUUGUUUUAGAAGUGCCAAUGGAACCAACCACAUGGUAUUAUAAUUUUACUUUUAAUUUAGCCUCUAUAAAGAAUUCGAUUUGUGGAAUAAUUUGUUUCUAAGUGAAAUACAAUAAUAAUAAUAAAUGAAAUGAUCUCAUACAUGCAGGCUUUAGUUAGUUAAUCCAGAUUAUUACUGGCUGUUAAAACUCUAAACAUUAGUGGUGCACUUUGAUUCAUCUGUUCAGGUCUUGAAAAAUAAAAGUGUAUGCUUUUGCUUUUUAUGGUACAAAAACCGCAAAACAAUCCUGUCAAUAAUAAUGAAAAUCUCUUUUUUAAUAAUUUAUACUGAUACAGAGACUUUCAGUAGCCUAUUUGUUUUUCUGUAUUUUACCAAAAUUUAACAAAGUUUGCAAUUAAACUCGAUUUUCAUAUUGCCCACUGUUAAGAGUGAAAGAGGUACUGUUCUACCGUUCGAUACAUUAAUUUUUUGAUGAUUCUGACUUAGAAUUUUUGAUUGUUGAUCAACAGGGAGCAGAUGUUAGAGUCUCUUCUGGAGGCUUCAAGACACUUGUUAGUUCCUGAAAUGUCACAGAACAAAGCAGUGGCAAUAGCUAGACAAGUUGUAGGCAGCCUACUUCAGGUUAGAUUAGAACAAUGCUCAAGAUCAAGUCAUAACAGACCCAAGGGGUACUUGGGUCAAUUUUUGCUGGAUAUGGAUUGUGCCGCUGUCCUCUCAGAACCGUAUUAUCCACCAUUUUCACAUAGACCAUAAUGACCUUGUUUACCCCCUAAAAUAGACCUUUUUACCUAUACGACGGCCAUAUUGAAUUAAUUGGAUUUAAGGAGUAUUAUGGGAUGCCCAGGGGGCAUGAGCACGAUCUCAUAUACUUGCAUCAGUAUUUACGCGCCCUUUUCGGGCCAAUUUUUCUUUAAGUUUUUCUAGAAAAAAAUUGUAAUGAGAAAAAAGAUCAUUGUGCCAUCUUUGGAUGUAAUAACGAUCGGAAAUAUACAUUGAAGUUCUCUUUUUGGCCGAAAAGCGCUUGUAAAUACUGAGCGAGUGCACUCUGGGCAUCCCAUAAUACUGCUUAGAUCUAAUAAAUUCAACCGCAUCGGUAAAAAAAAUCUAUUUUACGUACUUGUAACCAUUGUUGCCAAUUUCUCCUUGAUAUUACAGUCAUUCCUACCCUGCUUGCAGAGGUUUCUCUCUUUACUCCCUGUGAGUAAACAAACCAACUAUGUGACAGACAAGCCAUGCGAAUGACUUCGUAAACGCUUAAAGCCAUGCAAGAAAGAAACCUCUGCCCGCAGGCUAAGUCAUUCCAAGAGAAAUCAAAGACGAGGGUUUUGCAACAUUUUUGGGGGUAAACAAGGUGCAUUAUGGUCUAUAUAUAAAUGGUGAAUAGCUUAUUAUGUGGCCAAUUAUAGAACUCAUCUUAAGGUGGAUUUCCACUGCCACAUAAUUUUGAUGUGCGUAUGCACGUAAAAUUUACAUAGAGGCAAAGUAUGAAUGGCUGUGCAUUAACAUCAAAGUUGAAGGAGGUUCAAUUUUAACAUUUACCUCUAUUUUAUUUAAAUUACGCAACAGUGGAAAUCCACCUUUGGUCACUUACAUGCAUGGGCAAAUGUAAUUUGUGACCUAUCACGCAACUUAUUCACUUUCUGUAACAUUACAUGCAUUUAGCUGGGAAUCUUCCCAUUUACAAAUCCCUACCUACCAGAAAUUUCUUACCCCCAAGAUUUGGACAAUGUAAGACCCCAUCCUAGUAACUCUAUUGGGAGCUCCCUCCCCUCUGAAAUAAGUCCCCCCUCUCUAUUAAGUCCCCCCCUCCCCCCCCAAAAAAACAUUUGAAAUAAGUAAGCCACCGAGGGGCAUUAAUAGAGGAUUUUACAGUGUCUUUCAAAGAGUCAUGUUCAAGUUGCAAUGAAUGAAUUAGUAUUAUUUAAGAAAUCAAUUUAUGUUUAGCUUAUACACUGUAAUGAGCUCCAUCGCUAACACUGGACACAUAUUUUACCUACAUCACACUUCCCUGUAAGAUGAAUGUGCAUUGUAAGUAAGAUCAUCGUGGAAAUCAGACAUGAUGUUUCUAUAUGUUUUUCAUAACCACUCUUAUCAUCUUCUUAGACUCUGUUUGUGACAUGGAUCCGAGCCAAUCUUAAAGUCAAUGUACCCAUUGCUUUAUGGGACAAGUGCUUGGAGGUUGUUUCAUCUUCUACUCACUGGAAAGAAGUUAUUGCUGAAUGGAGUGUGAGUGUCUAGGUCAAUUUUUUUUUCUAACAAUCUCAGUUCAUAAUCAAGAGAAUGAGUUAUGAGAAGUAAUGAAAUGAUCAAAAGGAAAAGUCUUGAUCUUUUAACCAAUUGUCUCAACCAAUUUUGAAAGGAAAUGUCUGAGAUCAGUCAGGAGAAGUUUUAGCUGGUAUUGUAGUGUUUAAGUGAGUCCAAAAUUCGUCUGUUUAGCUGGAUGAGUGCGGUCCUUUAGAGGACUGUUGGUUACAGUUAUACGUUUUGACAGCUUUUGUGUAAGUCAUCUUCAGAGUCAAAGUGACGCGGAUAUUAUCAGUUGAUGGUGUUGCACUUAAUUUAACAAUGUUAGUGGUUGUUUGUUACAGCUAGAAGCCCAAUAGUGCGACCUCCUUUAAUUAACUCACAUUCUUUCAUGCAGACAUUAACCAAUCAGAAGUCGAGGACAGUUUCCAGCUGGCUUCUGAUUGGAUUAAAUCUGUACAAAAGAAUAUGAAUAAAUCAAAAGCGGUCACACUUUAAUUUUGGGCUCCAUGCUGUUAUAGGCCAUUUGCACAACGAUGUGAUUCUACUACUACGACGAGAAUCCUGUAGGGUUUUGCUUUCCUGUGCAAAUUAAGGCUUUUGUUAUUUAAACCUUGCUGGGUUGACGAAAUUUUAAUAUGAAUAGAAAGCGAAGAGGAUUCUGGUCUUAGUAGUAAAAUGACGCCAUCAUGCAAAUGGCCUGUGAUAUCAUUGGCUGUAGACGCUCUGGAGGCCAAGAUUGGUUUACUUUUAACCAUAAUAUGUUGUUAUCUUUUGAGUUUUAACUGUAAAUAGUUGAAAAACAAAUAAACAAACCAAAGGUACGAAACAAAAGAAUCGCAGGGUUUCAUUUCAAUUAUCAGUUGAUAGCAUAGACCUAUUCGGCUAACUCAAUGUUGUACCCAAUUCAAACCCUUUGGGAAUAAAACGUUUUGUUUCAGGAAUGUCCAUAUCAUUUAAAUGUGAAUGCCACAUUGUAAUGCAAAUGCCAUACACAAAGAAUCUUACCCCCGGGAGAUUUGAAUUGGGUACAACAUUGAGUUAGCCGAAUAGGUCUAUUGUCACUCUCAAAAGGUUGAACUACUUACUUUUUUUAUGCUAUGCUGAUCUUGGCAAUUUAAUUGAAGCAGCUUCAUGUACUAUGUGCAUUGCAGAAUGGGCACUGUUUAUUUUUUUUUUCUCAGUGUGUUCCUCUACAAGAUUGUAAAAUCAACCGUUUACAUCGAUAAAAGCAUGAUAAAGAUUAUAAAGAUUUAUAAAAUAACCAGGAUAAUACGCGCGCUCUGAUUGGCUAAAAACCUAUGGUUUAUUGUCCCGGUAAACUCAUAGAAAACUUAAAAUUAUUUGAAAAAAAGUAAUAGACCACGCUUUCUAUGGGUUUACCGGCGUGAUAACCCACUUGGGAUGUUGGGGGAACACUCGAAAAACUUGUAAAUCACUCGGCUCGUAAUUUACAAGCUUUUCUCGUGUUCUCCCAACAUCCCGCGUGGGUUAUCACGCCGGUAAAUCUAUAGAAAGUGUGGUCUAUUGCUUAAAUAUAAAGCUUUUAUGAUGUAGCCCCUUUAAGUAUUAAUUCUCUGGAUUGCUUUUGUCAUCAGGUAACCAUGGAAACUCUGACAAGGGUGAUGGCGCGAACUGUCUAUGGCCUAGAUAUGGCUGAUCUCCCUUUAGAAAGACUGACAGAACAGAAGCGCAAGAGGCGACCACAGGUACCCAAUGGAAGGCGGAUUUUUAACAAGGCUUCUUUCUCCCGUUGGAGUCGAAUGGAGAAGACCAGUGCUCCAAAGCAGAUAGUGUUAACUGUAAAUGACUCUAAUGCUAUUGUUUCUCCACAAGUCCAGAAGCCGCGGAAAUUGUCUCACGAGGAAGGCCGUCGUCCUCUGUCCGUUAACUUGCCAAAACACCCGAAAGUGUUGUCUAACACAAACAGUGCUUUCUUGCCAACUAACACACCAGCUAUGGAUAGCGUGUCUCCUAUCAGAACUGUUGUUACAUCUCCCUCCGCUUUCACUGCAGGUUAGUCAUUCUAAGUUGAAUCAACGUUUGUACUUCCCGUGUGUACUGUUUUUCUGAGCCUGGAGGUAUCGGGUCUUUUCGCCCGAAAGUCGAGUCGCCCAGACUAAGUCGAUUGGUAUUUGUCGUUCUUUAAGCUUGAGAAAAAGGAAUAAGUAUGGAAAGACAGUGACUGCACGUGUCCUGCACAUGUGGAAUUCAAGGUUAACUAAAAUAAUAUCUCGGAGAAGUAGGUUCACCAUGUUGUAGAGUGUCGUAUGUCUUCGGGAGAACUAAAAUCGACUUAAGUCCUAGCGAACGCCUUUGGGUGAAUCGACUUUCGGGCGAAACGACCGUAAUAGUCCACUUCUGAGUUUCGAAAACCCUCUCCUUCAAAAUCAGGGUAGGUGCACAACCUGUCUUGUGAAAAUGAGUUUUAUUUGCAUGAAAAUGAAAAAUGAUUUCCAUAUCAAAGGCUAAGCACCUACCGUCGUUUGGAAACAGAGGCCCGGGGGAACUCGGAAAUGGCCUAUUCAGCCAUUUUUACUGACUAUCACUGUUUUACAGGUUCAGUGACUACCGAAGAUUCCGAUGCUGCAGGCCAGCAUAAGGAACCUAAAGGUAUCAGUAAAGAAACUAAAGAGAAAUGUAACACAGAAAGCAACACUAACGAGGAACAAAAAGCAGUAUUCUCUCUUGCAAGUGACACAGACAGUAUGGAGAGCGUCGAAAUGCAUUCAAAAUCUGAACAUGAUACGGAUUCGCACGCUAAUGAAGAUCCAAGCAAAGCAGUGGAUACUACGGACGGUUUACCCACUCAGCGAACACAACGCUUGAGCAGCAGUGACAGUUAUUUUUCGCAUCAAGACUCUAAGACCAUGCCUUGGUAUGCGAGUAGUCUUGACUUUGAGAUGGGUCCUGAUGCUAAAUUAGCUGGCUCCGAGUCACCGCAAUUACAUCUUGACAGAAUCAACGAGUCUCAUCUAGAGGCUAACUUAGACGAAUUACAUCAAGUAAAUCACAGAACUUUGAAUAAGACGUCCACUCCGUCACGUGAAGUGAGAUUUGUUCCAGGAGGGAAAGGGGAGUUUGAUCAUGACAUGGGAGGCAGGUCCUCUCCUGACUCAUCUGGAAGAGGUUUGUGUUUCGAGUUUACAUGGAAAUAUAAAAUGAUUCUAUAGAUCGUUUUCACUGUCACGCAACAAAAAAAUAAAUUGGAAACCGUCGAGUGGAAGAAGCCAAGAAAAUGAAAUGUUUUAAAAGACUAGUAUAUAAACACUUUGUCCAAGUCUCAGGUCUUUGUGGCCGAUAGUUUCUGAGUUAUUUGCCGAAACGUUUCACGCACCUCUGUAGAGCUUUGUAUGGAGACGCCAUAUUGGUGUACCCGUUUUGGUGCAUCAAUAUGGUCGCCGGAAAUAAAAAAAAAGUCUGGAGUUCAGGGGCAGGGGCAUCCAUCCCCAAGAAAUACGAUUUUCUGCCUUUCCGUGACCGGAAGGAGUUAACUUGGCAGGUCUUUUAGCGUAUUAAAAGAGUGAGUAAUGAUGUCUUUAAUGAACAAAUACAACUUCAUCCGAUGUAAUAUUUAUACUUCAGAAAAUAUUUUUGUUUGUACACGUCACGUCGGCGGUGGGGCAUGGAAUAUGGCCCUUAGUGACUUUUGAUGUUAUGUCAAAUCCUCCUUGGAAGAGGGUUGUGUUGUUUAGUGUACAUUUAAAAGGCAUGCUAAUGCUGUUAAAUCUCGAUGUUUUGAACUCUUAGUUUGUCAAGCCUUUCUAUAAUCUGAACCAAAACUGUCUUUUCUUCCCCUGUCAAAUACUGUAAUUCUAACCCCCCAUUUUUCGAACUUUCCGACGAAGCUCUUUUUCCCUCCCGCCGCCUUUAGUGGAAGAUGAGUCUGAUAAUGUCUUUAUUUAUUAAUGUAUUCCUAGAUACUCCCGAUGAUCUGGCUGUGGCUUCCAGGACUCCUUCCCCACCUCUUUUAAAUGAAACCCACGAGGAGCUUCUUGAUCACGACUUUGUUGAAGAAGACCCGCAUAAUGAAGAUACUAGUGUGGUAGCGGGAGGUUACAGGGAAGGUUGGAGUCCUGUGGCGGCAGUGGUCCUGUGGCGCAGAAUGCUGGGAAUUCUGGGCAAUGUAAACAAGAUAAAAAAUCCUGCCAUUCACGGUAAAGUCUUUGAGUGCCUGACAUCAGUCUGGACCUUGCUGGCCAAGGUAAUUCAAUAACGAUAAUAAUUGAUGGCAACAGGGGUUUCCAGUUUAGGCAGUGUUUAACGUUUUUUCAGUUUGCCUAACGCUUUUAGAGCGAUUUUCGUAUGACCUUGAAAUGAAACGCGCGAACGAUACAGAAACAACAAACGAACGGAAAUAGAGGUAUUUGAUUGGUUUAUCGAACGGAUACAAACGCGCGUGGCUCUUAGUUGGUUAAGCGAACGCUGGGUUCAACUUCCUGGAAAUCAAUCGAUACUUGGCUUUGACGUCAUACUGCAACACGAUUGGCCAAUCGAACAAUGGCUUCUCCGUAUUAGGGGUUUUCUUUGGCGGGAAAACGAAGAGUCCAUGUUUUGACCUUUUCAUCCAUUGGCGGAUAAAUCAAAUAACGAACACUUACCGAAACCAUUUUUUAAGGUCAUACGAAAAUCGCUGUAACACUUUUAUCUAGAUAUUGUUCAUCGUAAACACUAUCAUGGUAGCAUAUAGGGUACACUAGAAAAACAUUUAUCUUAUUAAAAUAACCCGCUCAAGAAGAGAUGUGUUACUCCAAUGAUUUCUUAAACCGCGGCCUGAAUUAGACUUUGUCAAAAUAACCAACCAUGAACUUUAACUUUGUUGAGGAUUGUGUUUGAACUUGCGAGGUGGUAUUUUUGUACACUGUUUUUUCCCUUUAGAUCCGAUUGAAUCAAGGCAUCUCAUUGGAUAACAAGUCCACUCCUCCCAUUCCUGUUUUAAUUCCUCCACUGCAGCACUUGGCUACUUGGGUCUUUGAGGUCAGUAUCAGAGGGGAAAAAAUCACUACAUCAGAAACACUGCAUCAAGUAUGAUUUAAAAAAUAUUGGUAACGGCUCCAGGUGCAAGCCUUGCCUUCCAGUUAUUUCCUUAAACAACGACCUUGUCUCUUUUCAUCCAGCUGUAUAAAUGGGUACCCUGUGACAUACUGCCGAGAGGAGUGGUUACCCUGCACAGGACUACCACUGGAAGCAGAAAUGCUCAUAGGUACCUCAUGCUGCAGAAAUCGAGUUAAUCCUCCCAUGUGGCCCUCAUGGCUCGUGUUUCUGCUUUACCUUUGCUUAGGCGUAAGGAAAAAAGAACUCCUUCGAGUGUUCUAUUAUACCCCACUUAAUAGGACCAUUUAUACGAGGAAAAAUAAGACGCGUCUUACAUACGACGCGUCUUAAAUAAGACGCGAACUGUACCAUUUAUACGAGCAUGUCUUAUCUAAUAAGACGCGUCUUAGCUAAGCCGCGUCUUAUUUUCGACGAAAUGUGCCGUUUAUACGGAAAGUUCGCGUCUUGUGUAAGACGCGUCUUAUUUUUCCUCGUAUAAAUGGCCCUAAUGAUGCGUACUAUCCAAUUACGUUGUCGUAUGAAAAAUAAGAGCUGAAAGCCAAUCAGAUUGAAGAAUUUUGUUGUAGUUAUGUGUAAUCAUAGAUUUCCAAUGUUUCGAGCCGUCGAGUUUUCAAAGUAAACUUUUUUUCCUUGGUCAUGUUUCAAACAUAUUCUUCAAUUCUGCGCUCCAUUUUUCAAAUCCUGAUAGUUUAAAACAAAAGUUCUUGGUUUCCUUAGGGAAAUGAGGGAAAAAUGUACCUUCAAAAUUGCAAACCUUUAGGAUUUUUUACACACCAAAGAAUUACGGCCUUAGACUUCAAGUUACAGUGUAAAAUUAUCCGUUUUACAAAGUUACUGGUUGUAACUUGACUGUAUCAGGAGCCCAUCUGAUGGCUGCUGACUGUGUUAAUUCGAGGGGAACAUAAAACCUUUCUGGGAAACAGCCCACCUACCCCUGCCCUAAGCCACCAUUUUGCACUAAGUGAGAAGUAAGUGUUAAUAGGGAGCUUAAGCAAAGACGUUUUUGAGCGACGCACGUCAACCGGAAGUGAGGCCUUCUCCCUUUUUAUAUGCCUGGAAACUACCAAAUUUGUAUUGCUGAGUUUCUUUUCUCCUAUAAAGACGAUUUACCUAAGGGUUUCAACCAAACCACAGCCCAAUGCUGCAAAAAGUCCACUUCCGGUUGACGUCCGUCGCUCAAAAACGCUGUUGCUUAAGCUCCCUAAUGUUGGCUUAGGGGAGGGGUAGGUGGGCAGUUUCCCGGAAACGUAUAAUGAUUCGUGAGAAGUAAGUGUUAAUGUCAAGUGUUGGCUUAAGGGACGGGUAGGUGGGCAGUUUCCCAGAAACGUAUAAUGAUUCGUGAGAAGUAAGUGUUAAUGUCAAGUGUUGGCUUAGGGGAGGGGUAGGUGGGCGAUUUCUCAGAAAAGUGCAUUGAUCCGUUAAUUCGGGGUUACUUUCUUUUUUGUUCAGGCUGCCUCGUUGUCAAUUAAUAAUGAAUUUAAGAGUGGUCGUUUGCUGGCCUACAAAUUGAUGUGUGCUAUGACUGUCUGUAGACAAGACAUGCCUCUUACUCAAGAAUACUUGACACACUUCUACCGUUUAAUGCACAUAGGACUUACAGGUACCGAUCAGGUAAGUGUAGUUUAUUACUAGGUAACUUUGGCUGUUUUCUUUAGAAGGAGGAGUGUGGUUUCAGCGUUCAAAGAAGGUAGUGUCCGAUAGCCCGGUGCUGGCGGAUUUUGCUAUCGGGCUAGAGAAUUUUGCUAUUAACUUGUCCGACGGGCAAGUGAAUUUUUUUGAGGAAUUCAAAUUACAGAAGAACUGUGAAAUCAAUCUGCUCAUCAAAACGUUUUUGGGGCUAGUUGAAAUGAUGUUUGGGCUAGUAAAUGUUAGCUUCAGCUUGCGCGAAUGGAAAGCUGUAAAAAUGACUUUCUUUGCACCCUGGGUUUAUAUUAAGAAAAUGAUCAGGUUUGUUUAGUCCUGUCUUUAAGCACUUAAUUAAACAUGGCGUAGUUUUUAUUCACGUAAUAGCCUCUCUUUAGCUUGUAUGUUUUGUUUUUUCGUAAUAGUCAUCUUCAGAGUCAAAGUGAGUUGUACCACGUCAGUUGAUGGCAUUAAACUCUGGUAAUUUUUCUGAUUGGUCAAUUAAGUCGCGAUGCUAUUGGUCGUCUGUCAAUUAAGCCGUGAUGUUAUUGCCUAUGAAGACUCGUCAUGUCAUUGGUGCGUUUCGAUCCGUCUAUUGUCGAUGUCACAGUUAAACAGUCGUUUAUUGGUAGUAAAUUUGUCGGUUGUCCAGUCAUUCUCUCGUAGUUAGUUUCGCUUGAGUCCGUCGAUAAGUCGUUUGUAUGAUGCCGGUAACUGUUGACUACGAUUCAAAAGCGUUUGUUCUAAGUUAGUAGGGACUUUAAGAUCCAACGACGCGACGGCGACAAGAACGUCGCUUAAAAAGUGAAUUUGCGUUCUUUCAGUCUUUAUAGCGAUUAUUCCUACCCACUUACUUUGUCAAUUGUAGGCAAACCCUCCUGAAGCUGAAUUUCAAGGGACCAUAUUCAAGCUUAGAAAGAGAAAUAAAAUUUCGUCUUUGCUUGUUUACGUCCUCCAUAAAACGCGAAAUUAGGUAUUUUCACGUCGUAGUCGUGCAAAAACGGGAAAGAAAUGUUCCAAAAAGUGUGAUGCACGUGCGAAGUUGUUGUUUUGCUUAUUAAACCAAUUGUUUUUUUGACGUUCUCGUUGUCGUCCGCGUCGUUGGAUCUUAAACUCCCUGGUAGGGAGUUUAAGCAGCAACGUUUUUUAGCGAUCGCAUUCAACCAGAAGUGAGCGUUUUUCUCUUUCAAUAUAUCUUGACGCUACCAAAUUUGUAUUGUUAAGUGUCUAUACUCUUAAAGAGACAUUUUGCCCAAGAAUUUCGUCAAAACCACGGCUGAAGAGUGCAAAAAGUCCACUUCCGGUUGACGUGCGCCGCUCAAAACCGUUGUUGCUUAAAUUCCCGAGUAACAUUCCCAGAAGUCUUUGCGAAAAGUAAACUCGACCCAGUUUCUCUCUCAUUUCUUAAGUGGCGAAUGUUCAGAAUGUUUUCUUGCUAUACUUUUUUCCUUCUAAUUUGCAGGAUGUUACCAGUGCUAUUGUUAGUAGCUGUGCACAUUUCUUCUCAGUGAUGCUACCGAGCUCAAGUCUUUUAAUUCUCGACUUUAUUAAAGCAACUGACGGAAUAAUUAUCAGUCAGAAUAUGGAGGUAAUUUUCUGUAUUUUGUUUCUGUGGUUGAAUAUUCUAUUUUGUCUACAACGGAGGGUUGCAGUUCUCUUGUUUUCAGGCUUAAGGCUCCUUUGUUAACUUUUUUAUUUCAUUGUUUUCCCAACCAAUCCCAAGAGGUCUUCCUAGAGCUGCAAAGUCGUCGCUCUCUUAAGGGGUAAGGGGGCGGGGGGGGAGUGUCCAGGGGAUGGGGAGUUUAUGUAAUUCCCAGGGGCGUUCUGUUCCCAUCUGUCCUAUACAUAUAUUGUCUUUUCUAAAUGUAAAUGUUUUAUUAUUCAUUAAACUAUUUCCAGCUCAAAACAUGCUCACUUAACAGUUCCGUCUUCAAAAUAUUUGCCUGCUCUUUCUGUGAUGUUUAUUUUAGAAGAAAUUCUUUAUACACAAGUUUUGGAUCCUCCGAGUAGUAGUUUCUCUACUCUUGCUAUGUCUUUGAGGUAGUAAUUCGGCUUGAAUAAUGAUGGAGCUCAUCGAUCUAAACAUGCUUACGGGUGCGGGUGAUUGUUCAAGACCCUCUCUCUUGAAAGUAUAGCUUUGAACUAACGGUCGCAGAAAGCAACUUAGGAUUAAGAGCGAAUCUUUUUGCGACUUUUUCUUUGUAUUCUCCAUGUGCUUCCUAUACUUGUUAAUCCACCUUCGGCCUAUUUAUCCGAUAUACUGGGCAAGAAAAAACCCUCCUGAACAACAACAACAACGACAACAACAACAACAAAAUGGCUGCGGAAAGUUUACACCUACUCUUAAGUUUUUUUUAUGCAACAAGCACAAAAUUUGACGUGAUAUACUGUAAUUGUUCUGCAGUUACCAAGAGAAGAGGCAGUCACUCUUGUUGGAUCCCUGUUAUGUUACCCGAAUAUGUUUCCUGACAUGCCACUUCACCAACCUGGGCACCAAACUAAUGAAUAUCAGCACAAGAGUACUGGCAAGGAUAUCAAGGUUUGUUAUCGCAUACUUUAAACCUUAAAAGCCCCUUAUCAUGAAAAUAAGUACUCCCUAGACAGUUCUUAAUUCAUUACUUAACUACCAUUCAGACUUUCAAUUCAGUGGGUUUGAAGUUGUUUGCCGUAUUUGCUGACUUCCAUUCCUCGGAUUUGCUUUUAGGGCUCAACUGAUUUGCUCCCGGCUAGAUGUUGUAGUUGUUUUUAAUUCCUCUUAUAUUGAAUUAAUUAGUAAUUAUUUGUCGAUUUCAUUAAUUUUUUAUAGCUAGAAUAUUCGCUAACUUAAGGUUAAUCCUUUGUAUUGCAUUGUGCAUCCUUUCUGCGCAUAAUUUCGCGCCCAAUUUGCGCGCGCACAUUAAAAAAUGGCGGCUUUUCCCUAAAGUCUUCGUGUGAUAACCUAUCAUUUUUUUUUUCUCCUUAAAAAAAAAUUACGCUCUGCUUUAAGCGCUCGAUAUAGUGAUUGAAUUAAAUGAGUGCUGCAGCGGCAAUGAAUCUGUCAAACAGUUGGUUCAUACUUGAGCUGUGCGCAUAUCGAAAAAUGAACCACUUGAGAAUAUUGGAAAGCACUCGAGAGGCAAGAGUUAACCCUUACGCCGCUUUCGUUCUCUCUUUGUACUUCCUGUGCACUUUAUAUCUCGAUAGUCGCACGCUGACGGAUGAACCAAUUUUUUUUUAUUCGACCCCUUUAGCUAGCAUUGUACCAUAAAAAUCGUCGAGGGAAGUAAUAAUAGAAUAAUUUUUAGCGUUUAUGGCAAGAGGUUAUUUAAACCCUCUAUCUUCAGCGAUUAUUUUCCUUCCUUGUAAUAGACCUUCGUGUGUGGUUAUUCAGAGACACUCAUUAGUUCAGCUUUUGACCCUAGUGCUUAUCAAUCAGCCAAAGCAAAUACGUGUUCGUUGUUUAUGUUUAAUUACUGUUUUAUUUUCCUUAACUACAGGAUAAACUCAUUGGCGCACUCUUGCGAGCAUCAAAACUCGAUCCAUCAUGCAACGCCAGGUUGGUAUCGGUAACUUUCUGUUGUCGCAGGCAAUAGAUCGUUUUCACUCACGUGGUCUGCAGCUAUGCAAAUUUCUUGGACGAAAGGAAAGUUUUUACAUGGGAAAAGAAUUCAGUCCCCAAAGGAAUUUUUCUGCACACCAACAUGGUCGCCGUAUCGUAGCCGUGUACACCAAUAUGGCCACCGUGACGUCAUGUCAAAACUAUAGAUACACCACUUUAGAAACGAGAAGGAAACUGGAGCCGAACUAUGUCCCGCAAUGGUAUCUGGGAUCGUUACUAGUGACGCGCCGGUCAGCUAUUGGUCAGCUACAGUCCCAGAAGUCUUUGCAGAAGUUACCUCAGCCCAGUUGCUCUCUCAUUUUUAAAGUGGUGAAUAAUAGUUAUUUAGUUACGCAUGUCUGGAAAUUUCUUUAAAGUUUGGGAAAGUAGAGGAUGUAACACAAACGAAGGUUGUGCGAGGGGUGGGUCGUAAUGUAUUUUGGGAAAGCGGUAGGUGAUAGCUUUUUCUGUACCCUAACGUUAAUUCAUCAUUGAGACGUUAGAUGUUUACGAUUAAACUCAACGACAAGAAACCAGCACAUAUCUUAAGCCGUGAGUUAACAAUGAUCCGCACCGACCAGCAAAGCAAAGCAGGCAAAGUUGAUUUAUGCAAUUACAUGUAACCCCCUGCAAACCCGGUGGCCACCCCACCCAAGCCUGCCUGCCUGGGGUUCAACCGCUGACCCGAAGUGAUGUUUCAAAGUUAACCUUGCCUACAUUACAAUUUAGCCACAUUAAAUUUUGAGACCAAGUAUUUUUCUUGGAAUCUGUAAAACAUGUUGCGCAUCUUUCAUUUCAGAUGUAUAGCUCUCAAUGCAAUCGGUGUGUUCAUAGUGGAAGAGCUCAUACACUGCAAAGGUCAUCCUAAAGUUCAUGACUGUAUUUGUGUUCUAUUGGCGUCUGUAACUGUAAGUAUUAGUGGGUUUGUUUCACAAAAUACCACCGUCAACUGCCACUCAUAAACUCUGGGCUUGUGCAUCUUCGUAAGGGGUUUUGGGAAUGCUUGUAAACGGAGAAGGGCUUUAUCCGUGGGGGCUUUAAACCGGAAUAGUAAAAGCGCUUCGAAACAAGCUAGCAGUGCUGAUCAAAACACAUUUUGCAUUUACUGGUUUUUAAUUAAGCUUCAAAACGCUCAAUAAAUUGAAUUCAAAGGGGGGCUUAAAAUCGGAGCAAGAGGGGUGGCGCUUAUAGAGAGGGAGGGGGGGGACUUUAGUCGGAUGUAUUCUUUGUUUACAGAGAGAUGGGCCUAUUACUUGGGGGCUGGGCUUAUAAGUGGGGAGGGGAGGGUUAAAAGCGGUUGUUCACGGGAAGCUGUAUUAAUUUCCCUUUGGUACUGCUUCCAUGCUCAUUUGCUAUAAUUUAUUGUACACGGUGGUUAUGAUGCCUUCUUGUAAUGGAAGCACUCCGAUGAAAGCUGAGCAGUAAUUUUCCUGUGGUGCUGUUCAUUAGCUGUACAGUUUGGUUCUAACUUUUGAGUCUGUGAAUAAAAUACUGAAGUGUGACAAUUCAAAUGAAAGCUACCCUAACUGACCCAUACUUGUUCCUGUGGUACUGUUUAUUAUACUGUGUAAAGUAGUUCGAAGUUUUUAAUCUAUGGAUUAGUGUGACUCCUCAACAGAAAGCUACUUACCAGUACUUUUUUGUGGUACUGCUUACAGUUAAAAAUGUACCUUAUUUGAGUUUCAAUGUAUCUAGCACGAAAGUACUUAUUGAGGACACUGUUUUUUUCGUCUCCUUCUGGAGACGGAACCUCCAUUUUGCGUAGUGAUCCGAGCCACACAAAGGUCUAGCCGUUUGAAAGGCAAAGAAAGUACUUCCAUUUCUCAGAUAUUUUACUGCAGACCCUGAGUAUUGGUCCGGUCCCGGGAAUCGAACCCACGACCUACAUCUCUGCGGUCAGGCGCUCUACCGACGGAAAAAUUCCUGCCGCAGUUGAAGUUAAGUUCUUGCGAGAUGAUUACUUUGGAUAUCACUGAAAGCUGUUAAUCAGUUUUUUUGUGGUUGUUAUAUACCCUUUACACAAGGUGUUUUAACGUAGUUAGGUAUAUUCUACCGAUUUGAUUCCAAAUGUAGUAAUCAAAGGGAAAGCUAUUACCAGUGUUAAUCGUGGCGCUAUAAAAUUGCGCUGUUUAAGGUGCUUCUAAAAUUCGAGUUUGUGGAUGAAUCGAAAGUGCGACCACUACUUGAAAGUUGUUGGUGUUGCCUCUUUGGAAAGCAGUUGAAAUUUUGUCUUGUGUGUUUGUUUCUAAUACAAGGUGUUCCUUUUCUUCCAGUUUCACAACAAGUCCAUUUGUCACGUGGCCUGUGAGGUCGUGCACUUUCUCUCUGAGUACUACCAUGAACUGUGUGUGUUUGACCAAAGUCUUCCUCUAAAGAUUGUCGAGGUUGGUAGCCUAACACCUUCGGAAGAGUACAUAAAUCUCUGUGGCAUUAUUGCUUGACUGCCUGUCAGCAAUUCAAUUUUUUACAUAUAAUAUUGUGUUGGGAGUGUUACCCAAGUCUCUUUGGCAACAUAAUCAUCUUCCAAACGUGAAAGGGAUUGUUUGACUUUUAGCGCUUGUGAUUUUCUGACGUAACCGUGCCUUGUGAAUUCAAGCUUGUGGCUGAAGGAUGAAUCAAAGUUGAUAUUUUUAGUCUACGUCCAUUGAAUCCCUCCAUGAGAUUGCGCGAACCUCUUCAGCAGUACCUUUGUAUGGUACUAUAAUACUGUAUAACCAGACUCUAAGUUUUGAGUCUUCUUAGACAGUGCUUCCGUCUGGCUCUAAUUAGUUUUCAGGAGGGGGUGGGGUUGUGAUUAACUGGCUUUUUUUAGGAAUAAAACGCACAGUUGUCUUCCUUUACAGGUUCUUUGUCACGCCAUUGUAAAUCUUCUUCCUGGGGGAGAAUCGAGUCAAGUUCAAGAGAAGCACCAGGUGAGAGUGUAUACGAUGAUAAAGCAAGGUCCACUUCAUAGGAUUUACGCCACGAGUUUUGCCAACCAAAAUUUUAAUCCUAUUUUAGCGCUAAUCGUCCUUUCAGGAACCAGGCCGUGAGACUUUUUUUGGGACAUUUUUUUUUCAUUGGCCAUUGCGAGGUUGCACAGGAAGUUGGUUCUAAAUUUGUUUCCCUAAACAGUCCCUUUGUCCAAUUCGAUACAACGUUGACCCAGUGACGUACUAGCUAAUAGAACUAUCCAUGCAUUUCCACACCUAAGCUUUCCCAAUUUAUCAGUGUCGUCACCUUCAGCUUAUUGUCAAAAUCGUAGCAUGGCGGUUUUAUCUGGCGCACUACUGAGUGGCGAAGCCGCAACAGAGCGCGCGAACGAGCGGUAAAGGUGGCGGUUUCUUGUUGCUCCCCCCCCAAUCUCCUCGAAGUUUCACUGCCCUCGCCCACCUUGGCUUGGUUGCACGCCAGACCAAAACCGCCAUGCUACGCAGGCUAAAAUCUGACCAAUGCUCGACGCCUUUGCUUCACGUAGGUUUUGGUGUCUGUUUUGAUGUGUCUGCUGGACUGGAUUAUGGUGAUACCGGUUUCAAAGCUGAUGUCGAAAACACAUGAAGACGAGAAUGUCAGCAUCCUGUCAAGAGUCUUCCAGGUAAUUGUAGCGAAACCUCUGCUAACGGACCCCCUCCGUAUGCGGAAACCUCCUGUCAGGGGACACUUACCGUAUUUACUCGAUUAAACGCCGCAGAUGGAAGCAAAAUUACCAAUAAACGCCGCACCCAAUGAGAAAAAUUCGGCGUGUAUUCGAUGAUUGUUAGAAAAAAAAAAACUCGAUGCAACUAAGUAAUCUAGACCAUCCAGUCAAUUAGGAUCAUCUCUCAGCAAAACAGAGGGACGUUGGAACUUUAAACAUCUUUCUAUUUUACAUAAUAUGUACAAAAUUUGUAAAUAUUAUCUAAAACUGAAAGAUGUUUAAAGUUCCAAUGUCUUGCUUUUUAAGGUGAGAGAGGAUCGUAAUUGUCCGGAUGGUCUAGAUCGUUUAAUGAUUUAUCGUAGUUCUUGUCAGUGAUUAAAGAAAUGUGAUUUUGAAAUAAACGCCGCCCUUCUACAAACGCUACAUAGGAAACGCUUGAAAUUUGAUAAACGCCGCGGCUUUAAAUCGAAUAAAUGCGAAUAAUGCCUACUUACUUAUACAGGGAAAUAAUGAAGCAGCUCGGAUACAAGGGACUUUGAAGUACCGUCCCUUUACUCGGUGCAUUACCAGACUUGUACGUGUAAACAGUCGGAUUUCGUCUUGAACGGCUGCUUAUUUCUUCCCCGACCAGUUCCGUCUCUUUUGACGCGUUUAAAGUCCAUUAAUCGUAGUCUCAGGCACAUAAAAAUAAUGUAUUUUUUAACCUCCUUCAAGAGGAUACCUCUUUUUAGGAGAUACAUUUUGUGCUCCCAUGGUUUCCAAUUACGGAGGUUUGACAGCACCAUAACCCAAAACAACAUUAGCGGUUAAAGUAAAUAUGACUCGCCACACGUUCCAUAUUUUUUUAAUUUUUCACGAGGACUCAAACUUGAAAUGAGACACGACGGCUGAAACGCUGUUGGCUUUCAUCGAUAACUUUUAUCAAUUAAAUUUAUCAAUUAAUUUAACCACUAGGUUUUGAAGAUGGCUGCUGCUAAUAAAGGUCCCAAAAAACGAACCAAACAGCUAAACAUAUCCACUAUCAUCAGCGGUGAUGGACGACCAAUCAGAUUAGGACGUGUACAGGAAGGAGGCCGAAAUAGCUGCCCUACCCCACCAGCCCUGUUACUGACCCGCUCUGACAGUGGCUCUGAUGAAGGUAACAUGCCUACUCGAUAUUCGUUUUGUGGUUGCGUGGAACUGGGUCGGUGUUGGCCUUCGGGUGCACUAUGGGACUGUUUAGGGGACGAGAAUUGGUCAGUUUCCCACCAACCUUUAACAGCCAAUUAUGAAGAAGGCGUCCCAAAAAUAGUACCAUGGUGCAAUUUGGUACAACACCGACAGUCACCGAAACCUCAAAUGGCCAAUUGCCAAGUUUGACACACAGAAUGAACAUAUCAUAACGGGUUUGUUGGAACAGGCGUUGCACCAAGUAGUAAUCGGUGCAACCUUCGUCAUACCUGAGAGGUUGCGUGACGAUGAUCUUGAAAACUCGAUGUUUCACGAGAUUUUUGAACAACUGAUGCUUGUCCAUUUUCUGAUCGCUAAUAUUUCCUUAUAGUUACGACACGCAGAGAGCUGAAUAAAGGCUACUUAGAUUAACAGGCUCUUGAUCGUAGAAGUCAAAUUUUAUUUACCAUUUACCUUUCUAUGAAAUCCUUAUGCAGGUGAAACAAAAUGUAAACAAUGACGUCAGCGUCCCUUAUAUGCUGCAAAAUUCUCGAGCUAUGGGUUACACAACUGCACUCGCUUUAAAUUCUAAAAUUUUCAUAGCAUGUAUUUCCUUUUUGAUGCGGACCUUCGUCCUUAUUAUAUAUUACAAUAUUUUUUUGCUGAAAACAUCAGUUAAUUUAACUCGCAACACUCAUCUGUUGUUUUAUUCUGCUCUGUAGAAAUGGGUGGACAAGAUACUUUUGACUUCCCACCCAAGUCGGAUCCUGUGGAGCUAACAGCUACAGCGGUGCGUAACUUGUGUCUUUAUGAUAUCGCUACAGUUGAUGUACCCCCCUUCCCCCCACCCGCCAAAAAGGACAACAAAUAUUAGUCAAGAAGACGGGAUGUGUUGGCGUAAAUAAGAAAAAUGUUGAAUGGCAUUGGAAAGUUAAGCAGUGUAUCAACAACAAAUGUCUGCAGGAGAGACGGAGAUGUUCUGUUAAAUACACUAGAAGAUAGCUGAGUUACACACAAGGGUUCCUUUGUUCCUCAAAACAAAAUUUACAUCAAUAUUACCACCAUAUAUGUUAAGUGUAUGGGGUAGUCCACUAAAAUUUGCAUCCCGGCUUUACUAAUAUCCACAAUAAAUACACUUCCACAUUCAGCGAUAGCAUGUAAUGUAUCAGGCUUCCAAAAGCUGCAGGGCGCAAGACUGUGCUCUAAGGAAAAUUUUCAAGCAUUUUAGCUGGGGUGCCCAGGCCUAAAGAUGGUCGCCCAAAUGAAAUUUUAGUUAGGGUGCCCAGGCCUCCAGGUUGGUCGCCCAAGUUAAUAAAUCAGUGCGUUGUUAGUUGAUUAUUUUCUAAACAAGACAAGCAAGGAACAUAUGAGACACAGGGGACACGAGGAGGGCAGGGAACACAGGGGACACAAGGAGACACUGGGGAGACAAGGGACACAAGAGGACACAAGGGACACAGGGGACAUGGGACACAAGGAGACACAGGGGACACAAUGGACACAGCGGACAAAAGGGGAUACAGGGGACACAAGGAACACAAGGGGACACAGGGACACAGGGGACACAAGGGACACAGGAGACACAAGGGACACAGGGGACACAACGGAACACUGGGGACAUAGGGGACAGGUGUGACACAAGGGACACAGGGGACAUGGGACACAAAAGGGGACACAAGGGGCACAAUGGACACAGGAGACAAAAGGGGACACAGAGGACACAAGGGGACACAAGGAACACAAGAGAACACAGGGGACACAAGGGACACAGGAGACACAAGGAACACAAGGGGACACAGGUGACAAAAAAGGGACAGAGGACACAGGGACAUAAGGGGACACAGGACAGAGGACACAAAGGGACUCAGGGACACAGAGGACACAAGGGAACACAGGGACACAGGGGAGACAAGGGGACACAUGGAACACAAGGAGACACAGGGGACACAAGGGGACAAAAAGGGACACAGGGGACAUGAGGGACACAAGGGACAGAGAGGACACAGGGGACACGGGACACAAGGAACACAGGACACAAGGGGACACAGGGGGACACAAGGGGAUGUAGGGGACACAGGUGACAAAAGGAACACAGAGGGGACACAAAGGGACACAAGGGGACAUAAAGGGACACAGGACAGAGGACACAAGGGACUCAGGGGACACAAGGGACACAGGGAGACAAGGGACACAAGGAGACAAGGGGACACAUGGGACACAAGGAGACUCAGGGACACAAAGGGGACAAAAGGACACGGGACAUGAGGGGACACAAGGGACAGAGGACACAGGGGACACGGGACACAAGGAACACAGGACACAAGGGGACACAAGGGGAUGUAGGGGACACAGGGGACACAGAGGACACAGGGGACACGGGACACAGGGAACAUGGGACACAAGGGAUAGAGGAGACAGUAAUUAAGAUUGUGGUCAGUUUAGGUAAUUUUUGAUAAAAAAAUGUUUGUGUCAAAAAAUAAGGACACUAUUCUUUUUACUCAUCACACGAGGUGAAUUUGCUUGAUAUUUUAUCAACUUCUCCCCACUACUUCCGUAGGAAAUGAAUAGGGGCAACAAAUGAGAUUUCAAAUUUGGAUCCUAGGUUUUAAAGGGUUAAGAGAGAGUUGACUGUAUCCUGAAAAUUUUAAAACGCUGUGACUAAGACAUUAUGCGAGAGGUGGGCUGUGUAGGGUGACGGGCACUUGUCGAAUGUCUAAAUUGUACUGCAAUUAAUUUCAGGUAUUAACGCACUUGGUCAAUCAUCUUGGUCACUAUCCCCUUGGCGCUGGUCCGUCGAGAAUGGACAGUUUAAUCAGCGAACAUGAAGAUAAUCCAAGCGUGGAAGAAAAUGAGCUCUUGUCCAGUAUUUUGUCUGCUCCUAAUGUGCAGGUCGGUUCCAUAUCUGCUGCUGACAAUUCUUAUUUUUCUUCCUCUUCUUCACUCCAAGGUGUUCUUACUUGAUUUGUUUCGUUCCUUUCAGUUUUUUGCACUCAAUGACAGGGUAUUGAUAUCUUUGGUGGAACUUACACUAGAGGUGAGAUGCUUAAAUUGCCGUUUGGAUUGAAAUCCUGAACUCUUCUCGACUUCUUCGAGAGCAAGCGACUGGCAAAAAGGUAUAGGGGAGAGGAGGGUGAAGCAGAGCAGAGCAGAGAGGGGAUGUGUAAUCAGUUUUUGAGCCCUGUGCAAUGGGUGGGUUGGCGUCUCGAUCUCUAGCCGCCUUCGCAAAGUUCCAGGGGUUGUUACUCCUUCGUGACGAGUCAGAAAGAACGUCUUACAAUGAGGCUAAUCCAGGGCUGUCACUGAAGACCCGGAGCUGAGGAUUUCGCCCUGCUAAUACAAGCAUGACCCCUGGCUACUUUCAUAAUAAACAAAGGGAAAAUGAAAAGAAAAGAACUUCCUAGCUGUUCAAUUCCCUACCUACUAACUGCUUGUAUCCGGCAACUUGAAAUCUUACUGACAACCCUGCUAUCUUAAUGACAACAGAUGAUUAAAGGUUGAUUGCAGGAUCUUUCUAAUUUUUCCAGGACACACCUGAUUCUGUCGUGUACCAGGCCCCCGCGAGCACAGCGGCCACACAAGUUCGAAUGAUCACGAGGGAUAUGACGGGUAAAAAUGUUUGGGACUUAACGCUAUUACACGGGUCUUCGGCUACGCAUAAUGGGCAGUACCAAUAUACUGGUAAGAUAAUGUGUGAUAGGUUGUUCGAGUUCUGGUUUUGUGGCUAAAAUUGGCCAUUAUUUGUUGUAAGGGCUAUGCUUAAUAUUCUUUAAGCUUCAACUUGGUAGUUAUCAAAUCAGGAAAGUGAAGAAAUUAUAUUGCUAGCUGUACCACUGAAAACAACAGUCAAAGUCUUGUGACUGCUAGGCCGACACCAUGAGCCGUUCUUAAAUACUUUGUGCCCACUGUACAACGGUCCAUGUGUAGACGUCUUCCUUCUUCCUUUGUUAAUCUUACUGACUUUGUUUCCGUAAUCAGGAGCAAUGUGCCAUUUUUGGAAAGGUCACCUGUAUAGUCGGCUUUCUCUCUGUCCUCUCAUUUCUUAUUUUCUUGACGAAGCUCUUUUGCAGUGGGUGGGUGAAGAGGGCCAAUUGCUUGAGGAAUUAUUUGCACUAAUUCACUUAUAAACUCACUUUUUGUAUAGACUCUUUUACACUCUUAUUUCAAGUAACCAUAAUCGGUCAUCUGACUCAACAGACAAGACAAUUUUGUUUGAAAUUUAGCUUAGUCCUGAAUUAACGUUAACUAUCUAUCGAGCAGCCCGUGUCAGGGUGGUGAAACGAGGCCAUACACAUCCAACGAGCCAAAUGGCUUCUUGAAGGAGGCCACAUUAGCUCUUUACCACCCUUGUGUUAUUCAUGUUCACUUUCUGAUAUUUGAUAAACCGCAUUUUGUGGUCUAUGUCGAUUUAUCUGUCAUCCCUCUUUUUCCCGAAAAGAAGCAACAAAUAACCAUUCAAUUGAAGAAUUGAUCGAUGAAGAAGAUGCAAGCCGUAGUAAAUAUCAUCCACUCAUAAAAGCCAGGAAAUGUUCAACACCUGUUCCUGAUGAUAGACUCGAUGAGGUGAGCCUUUCAUGUCUUUGUUUCUGUGUCAUUGUGAGUAAGUAAGUGUUAAUUUAGCACCGUUCCAUGCGGCUCCUACUGGAGACGGAACCACCAUUUGUAUGUUGUCAAUCGAACCACGCAGAAGUAAAGCUGUUUUCUGGGCAAAGGUAGCUCCUUCUUCCUCGGUUGUUUUUAGACUCCGAGUAUUGGCGACCCCGGGAAUUGCGCCCGCCACCUCCUGUUCUGCGGUACAGCGCUCUAUCAAACGACUAAGCUAACCGUUUUCCUUUUUCUUCCGUUCUUCCUUCUUUAAUGCUACGCUUAGUCCCCUGCUUCCUUAAUAGUUAUUUUCCCUUAUCUCCUUGCCUGCUCACUCCUCCUCUUUAUCUUCCUUGUCUUUCCUUUUUCUUAUUUUUUAUGUUUUAAACUUAAACCACUCUUUUUUGAGGAUCCUCAAUGGCGAACGUUCCCGGGGAUUGUUGACUAAUGACCAGGCCCACCUUCAAUAUCAUUUAAAACUGAACCAUAGUCAUACUAGGGGUUUACUUAAGAAUCCAGGAGAAUCUCACCGUACGAAAUAUUGUAAAACAGCGCCUUGAAACAAUGGUGAACUUGGAGAAAUGUAAGAAAUAAGAAAGAGCAUUUGCUGGAAAUAAUUUAAAUAUGGGUCACAUUAGAAAACACACCAUUUGUUCCUUUUGUAUUUGAAGCUCCUGUGGGCAGGGCAGAAAAACCGCUGAUUGGUUGCCGUUUUUCGCGGCAGUUUGUGCUCUCCGCUGACCAUCUUACAACGAAUCAAGUAGUCUACAAAAAGAGCAAAGUUUGAAGCCAAAUACAUAGUUAACCAUGACUAGUUCGGUGAUUAUGAUCUGAUAUUCCCAAACUAGAACUCAUUGACAGGCGAUGUCAAGAGUUGUAGCGAAAUCAGAUUAGGAAUACACUUUAGGGUGCUUGCUGAAAAUGCGCGGGACAGUGUGUAGUUCAUAGAGACAUUAUACGACCAAUAGCUCUUAAACAAUUUGCAAAAAUAAGAAACAGGUGGAGUAUUUAAGGUUCACAAUUCGACCAACCAAAAGGCUAAAAGCCAAGAAGCAAAAUAAAAAUACGUAAAAAAAUCGAACAGUACGUUUUUCUGUGGCUUGCUGUUUUUUGUUUUGCAUCCCCUCGCGGUGACAACACUCGAACGUAAUCGCCGGUGAGAAGCUUCGACAAAUGUACAGCCAAUCUUACCUCUAAAAGGAUCGAUCCUCUUGCACUUAGAAGGUAGAUAGCAGCGCAAAAUAUAUUUCCUUGGACAAGUAAAAAAGGAAAAGAUUUGUAAACAUCAAACUCUUCGCCAACGGCUUGUGUCCACUUACUGACUGGUAGGCGCCAGCUUCCCGGCCUCAUGCUUUGCGCGGGAAAUUAUGAAUGAAACAAGCUUCAAAAAUGUCCAAAAAUAGUUACCGACCGCUUCACUGUCAAGUUCCGGUCUUUUUGCGUGCGUUUCCGGCGGAAAAAGAACGUCCAAAGUUGAUUAAAUAAUGGAAAAUGUUUGUGAACGUGGCUCCAGAUUAAGAAGCGUGUCAGAAAAGUGUUGGGGUGCCACUAAUUACUAUUCGGGAAAAGAGGCUGUUUUACGUGGCUACUCUAGGCCGGUUUGGCUAUGUUUUGGUCAUGCAAAAAAAAUUGCAAGUGGAAAGUCAAAGGAGGUGCUGUUUUCCGAGUGAAAAUGCCUGCACGCAAAGGAACAAUUUACUGCCAUGUCCGCAGAGGAUUCUCACCGUGGCAACAAACCUUGAAAACUACCAAGGAGGCGCAUUUCUUUGCCCAGGCCACCUAAAUCUCGUGGACGAAGCUCCCAUAUUUACCAACCACGCCCUCUACAAACCCCCCUACUACGAGAAAGGUAUGUUUCUUUUACACUCAAACAACAGUCAAAAUGUACUGAAACAGAUCAUACAUUCUUAGUUUUGUUUUAGAAAAUAUUCAUAUUUUGCAUUAAAUUUUGCCCUAUACAUUUGUAGACAAAAUGUACUACUUCAGUCCUAUGUACUACCCCAGAAAAGAAAACAACUUGGAGGGAUGGAACCUCUCAGACCGCCCCUUUGCAGAGUGUUAAUGAGCUAGCAGAGGCAAAACAAUUAAUCACCAAAUUACAGCGCGAAAAGGCAGCAGUAAAAAAGAAAGAUGCAACAAGCUAGAAGGUAUUGUAUUGACGUACUCUUAAUUUCCACACAUUCAAAACAAAGAUGACUAGUUUCAACCUUUAAUAGAAAUAUUUUUUAUUAAUUUUCAGAGCCAACAUUUGAUGAGCAGUUCAAAACGUUCCACAAGUGUCUCACUAAACAUUACAAGGAUGGAGGGCAGCGGCUAUACGACCCUGCAGACAUGGAAAAAUUUGCCAACAAAGUGCACCCCUGGAUUGUUCGACCGUGCCUUGUGUCUAGUCAAGAAUGAUGAAAAACAACAGCUUUCUAAGAAAAGACACGAAAUACAGAGACUGCGAGUUGUGGCACUGCUUCAUCAGCUGUCUUACUUUAGAAACCAAGUGUGUAUAAUAAUAAUAAAAAAUAAAAUAAAUAAUAAUACUAAUAAUGAUAAUGGUAAUGAUAAUAAUAAUAAUAAUAAUAAUAAUAAUAAUAAUAAUAAUAAUAAUAGCAGGAACCAUACUUUAGGAAGACACUUAAAUUAAACACCAUGGUGUGUAAUAGACAGAAGUGUUGCUUGUUUGUUUUCAACAGGAAAACAAUCGCUUACAACAAGACUGUGGGUUGCACUUGUCCUUUCAUGGUGCCAGUGAUGAUGCUUUGACAGCUGGCUCACUUCUGGGGUUUAGCACUCACCCGAGAAGUGUGCUAAAUCAUAAAAAAGGAUUGUCUGGAAAAAGCAUUCACAAGACACAAGCCAUCGUUGAGAGUGCCAUAAAGGUACAUGUAUUUACAUACUGAAACAAUUCAUUAUUAAACAUCUGCCACUGCACAACACCCUGGCCAAAACAAUAAGUUGACACAAGGUGAGGUGGCUGGAUGUGAAGAAGCAGGGGCUAAAUAGAAGGCACAAGGACCUUGUGACAAGGAGACAAAAACAACAAAAAUAGAGUGAUUUUAUUUGAACCGUGAAACAGAUAGUAACAAACAGUGCAAAAUAGCAAGAGGUAAACAACAGAAGACAAUGGAAUUAAUACAUAAUAGUGCGUAGUAUUCUAAAAAGCUGUUUCACGGUUUAAGUAAAAUGACUCUAAUUUAUCAGUCCAUAGAUGUACACUGAUCCAGUUAAAAAUUUCCUCCCCAACAGAGUUUCUUCUUGACUUGUUCAUCUCUGUGAGGCAAAACCUUGGAAACUCUGCAAAAAUACCCAGAGGACAAAAGGAAAUAUCAGGUAGAAUCAAUAUCGCUGUAACAACCCAUUCCAUAACAAAACAAAGCAUUUCCUAUACAAGAUAUACCUGAAACAAACCUUUAUCUUUUUCCAAUGUAGCCUUAUUAUCUACCCUCUCUUGAUGCAACCGUGGACCAAAGAAGCUUCCCCUUAGGGUAUGCCUGGAAGGGUCAAGAACCAGACCCACUGUUGGCUUGUGAUGCAGCAGAUUGCAGAGCAGAUGACAAUCUCCUACUUGCAGUUCAGCGCUUCAACUGUGGCCACACAUUUCAAAAGUUGUCUUGGUAGUUACUCAAACUGUAACGAUCAUAACUACUCAAUACUGUGUGGUGUGUCAAGUGCUCCAUUUGCUCUGAGCAACUUCCUUUAAGAAUCCAAGAACUUGCAGACAGUUUCAACAAAAGGUUUACUGGCAGGAAAUGAUGAAACUGACGGAAGCAAUGAUAAUCAUGAUGACGACGACGAUGAUGAUGGAAGUGGCAACUCAGAUGAUGAUGACAGUGAUGAUGAUGAUAGCAAACCUGAUACACUAGCAAAUAAGAUACUCAUUAAAGCAAAACAAUCCCUUUUGCAUCUUCCACAAAGUGCUUUAUUUAAGUACAGCAACAAAAAUUCCAAGAAUGUAAACUCCACCGACUCUACUGGAGAAGCAGUAAUUGUUAAUACUAGUAUGGUGUGUGUCACAUGUGGCAGGGUCUGUAAGAGCAAAGGGGGCUUGACUCAGCAUCAGAACACCCACAAAGGGGUAAAUAGUUAAGUGUUUCCCUGAAAUGAGAAUAACAAAACAAUAAUCAUUUCCUUUUUUAGAAGCAAAUCCAAACAAAUAAUACAAGCCCUUUGUUUCAUGUAAAAUACCUUGAAUAGGAAUAGGCAUGAUAACACAGGAGAGAAACCUUGAACAAUGCCUUUGUUGUUGCCUUUGUCUUGCUAUAGGUAUCUCAAAAUAAUGCAACUAGCUAGAUAACAAAUAAGUGAUCUUGUGCUUGUGCUUGCAUUUGGAAUUUGGUCCAUACAAUAUUAUAUGAGAUCUUUGCAUUAUAGAAGAUUAACUCAGCCCAAGUACUAUGCCAGUGAGAAAAAUAUAGUGAUAGUCCUGUCGAGAAUACUAAUAAGGGACAAUGUGAUGUACAGGAGUAAGAUAGUGUCUUCAAAAUAUUCGAUGUUAUUUUGAACAUGUAAAUAUAAUAAGAUUUUCACUUCAAAAUACCACAUUGUAUAUGAGCAAGGAUUGUGUAUAACUCUGCUAAUUCUGGAUACAUGUAAGCUUAAAAAUUCAUCCUUAAAAUUUCACCUUUCUUUAAAACAACCUAAUUUUGUACAGUAAAAUCAUUCCAAAUCUAAAUCAGUCCAAAAACAAAGUUAUUAACUGUAUAAAUCAGUUGGUAUAAAUUGAUCUAAAGAAAUUACAAAUUGGACAACGCGUACAAAAAAAUAAUUUCGCUUCUAGCGGAACAAUGUAAACAAUUCACACCAAGGAAUUCAUUGAACAGUGUGGAUAUAUAUAACCUAGAAUCAAAAGCCCAUUAAACUUGUAACUCAGGGUGCUAUGAAGUGCUAUUUUGUUUGAAAGUUUGGUUACUUUUAGCAAUGGCUUCGCCAACUGUUAGGUGCCGCAUUAUACGCCUGCACGCAGCGCACGCUGCACCGCCGCAAUCUCGUGGAGGAUAAAUAGCAUUCAAUGCAAAUUUCGGUUAACUCAUUAACUCUGAAAACGUUCACUAUGUCAAAAGACGAAAAAUGUCUUACCUUUAAACUCAGUUGUGUAACUAUCGGAUCACCGAGACUUGUUGCAGGAAAACCAAACAAUCGCGUAGAAGAAAGUUGAUCGAAAAAAGCACAUGGUUUGCUUGGCACGACUCCGUCCGUUUAACGUAAUACAAUCACAAAGAUUACCUCAAGGCGAAGCAAAACAAAAUGAUACCAUUAUAUACAAGACCUUUCAGUGAUGUAUUUCAACACAGUGCUCUUCAAAUUUCCGCCAAAUGUCUCACAUUCAUGAUCGCUCGAUUGUAGCUCCUUCGGAUCGCUCAUUCUUUUGAACCAACAGCAUCUGCAUGUGGUCAGCGGAAGGCGCAAGCGCAUGCUCUCAGUGGAAUUUUUUUAACCAAUCAGCGGUUUUUCUGCCCUGCCGCUCCUGUGUAGUAUUGGAUCCUCUAGCCACGAGUGUCUAUUGCACCCAGACCUCUCUCUGAAUGAACCCGGCCCCAACCCCGAGGGUGUGUUGGGAGACAUGGAAUUUGACGUCAUUGACGCUGUCCUGGAACAAAACUUCAGCGAAAAAAGACGUAUGGAGAACGAUGUUAAUGAACCGAGGUUCGUACUUUUCACCUAAAGCUCAGUCGUUAUUUAGUUGAUAUCUUAGGACUGCUACUCUGCUACACAGCCGUUCUUUGUUUCGUCACGCAACGCUCCUCUCCCUCCUCUUCCUCCUGUGAGAAGGAGCGUUGCGUGAGGAGACAAGGAACGGCUUUGUAACAGACUGUAGGACUGCUGAACCGGGAACAAUUAGCCCGCACACAAGCUCUCCAUUUGGGUUAUUGUGAAAAGUCACGCGGGGGCGGCGUCACGCGAAAGGAGACUCGAGGGAGGGGUGAGAAAAGAAAGGGGGGCUGUCCAUUCCCUCACCCUUCGCGGCUUUGCUGCUCGCUUGCGCGAACUUUCGCAGCGCGCUUCGCUUGCCUUUCGAAAUGGAGAGCUUGCUCGCAGGCUACGGAUUAAUUAGAGCAAUUUAUAAUUUGCGAGAAUAAUUUUAAUUUCUGUUUGUUUUGUAGUUUAUCGUCGCUUGCAGCUUCUCCUCCCCCAUAUGAAGUUCCUAUGUCACCAUUCCAGUUGUGCCGGUUUGUAGUUAGUCAGACUGGUUUGAUAGCUUCAGAAAAAAGGUGAGAAAAUUAAGAGCCUGGAUCAAUAUUACAGACAUGACAAUACCUUUUGCGUUUCUUUGUUCUUAAGGAGGUGCAGUGAUUUGAAGUAAAAGAUAGUGUAACAAUUUCAUUUCACAUUUGUGUUAAAUUGCAGAGCAAAAAUCGAUCUUCUGAGAAGGAAUGACCGCUUUUUGCGUGAGUUAAAGAGCCUAGAUAAUCGACGCAUGUAAGUAAACAGAGAGCAUUUAAUUGAGCUACUUUAAGUGUGCUCAACAUAUCAGAGCUUAUGGCAAAUGGUAUGUACUUGGAUAGUAUACUCUCUUGUAGGAGUUUUAUAAAAUCUUGUUGUUGUUGUGGUCGUUUUUUGAUGAAGUUGGGGGUGGUUUUUUUGUUAGCCUGUUCGUGCCAAGCUCUCAGUUGCUGGGACGUCGCGAAAACAAACUUUAAGCGAAAAUAGGACGCGCGUGAUGUGGGGAAGAGGACGGUGGCGGGAAAGAAGAAACCAACACCUCUCCCAACCCCCUCCCGCGUUUUUUCGCAUUAGUUUCUCACGAUCUCUGCAAAUUACUAUCUUGGAGCCUGCAGCUGGCUAUUUGUAACGCUUUUUAUUGUUAUUUGUUUCAGUCGUGAGACGCACAAAGUAGCCCUACUUUACGUGGCCCAGGGUCAGGAAGACAAAACUUCUAUUAUGUCCAACUCUGUCGGUAGCGAAGAAUAUGAACGCUUCGUAGCAGGCCUAGCGUGGGAGGUACUGACAGUGUAACGUAGAUAAACCCUCAAGUUAAAACACGCAUGGGGAGUGGACAGCACGGUGGUCCGGUGGUCCAGUGGUCCUGAGAUUCUGAAUGCAAAUCAUUUUCUUUCUUUUAAGAAGCCAAAAAAUAAAUAUAACUUUCGAGUGUACUUUUAAGAAACGUUAGUGGCAGGCGCUCAAACGCGCAGGGAAAAGAAGAGUUGUACUCGCGAGAAGCGCGUAGAGAACGUAAGCACAAUAGAAGAGUCUCUGAAGUGAAGACACCACUCCCUUCUCUCGCGCGUCUUUCGCCCUUCCGCGCGCGGCUCAGCUUCCAUUUCUGUUUUCCCGCGCCAAGCAAAGGCUUUGCCUCAGAAACAAGCUAAGCACUUUUACCUAUUCUAUCAGCAGUUUUCUUUGGGUCAUUCUCAAUAAAAUUAUUUACAAUCUGUGUUUUUAUCAGGUGGAUCUUUCCACGCACACAGGAUUUCUUGGUGGAUUGAGAGAAAUCUCUCGACUGGUACCACUGCCCCAUAUUACUGUAAUUCAACUACUGAAGUGAUGUUUCACGCGUCUACUAGGAUGCCGUUAGCUACCGACAGCACCGGCUUCAACAAAAGGUGAAACGUCCUUCCAUUUAAACUAUAGUAGUAUAUUGCCUUACUAAUGUGACCGCACCCCAUUCGAACUCAUUAAAAUAACCCUUUGUGGGGUUUAUUAUUGUACCCUCCCUUCUGUUAAAUUAAGCGCGGAAUUUCAGUCAUUGCGGAAAGUCGUUCGUUAUUUAGAAAAAGUUCUCUUUGCUGCUGCAUUUUUGACAGCAUUUUGUCGCUGAAGAGCGCUUAUCUGUUAUCGCACGUUUUCUGUAAUAAGUUGCGUCUUUGCGGCACUCAUUUCACGUCCCAUGCGUCCGGUUUUUCUAUCCGUUUAUUGCAUGUUUCCGUGCACCAAACGCACGUUCCUUAAGUUCUGCUCGUUCCUUGUACCACUUGAACCCUUUCUUGCGGGUCGUAUGUCUCCUACACUAUUCCUACACCAAGCGUACACUUCCUGUACCAAUAUCAUGUUUAUCCGCUCCUGUCGCUGUGCGCGUCGAAAAUUGAUCAGUAUAUGCCUCAAUCGAGCUUACGAUAUUGUUGUUUCGUCAGGUCCGUCACCUUGGCAACGAUGAAGUUCAUCGUGUGGUCAGAGCAUUACAGAGAUUACAGGCACGGCAUCGUAAACACUGAGUUUGCGGAUGUGAUGAUUGUGAUUUACCCACUGGAGAACCGCCUGUUUAGAAUUCAAAUCAUCAAGAAACCCCAGGUUGAAAAGCUAUGCACGAUAAAUGGUUCGCCACUUUCGAAACGAGAAAAGAACUGGAGCCGAAAUACGCCCGCAGUUGUUCCUGGGAUCGUUACUGGGGCGCGUCUCGUAACAAUCCCAGAAGUCUUUGCGAAAUUUCACUUGGCCAGGAGCCCAUCAUCGGCUCCUGACUUGGUCCUGUUUUCUUCGUUUUUAAAGUGGCGAGUUGCGAUAACUUCGUAGAAAAAUUUAAAAGAGAAAAGGAGAAUUGAAAAAAGCUAAAUAGAAAUAAGUUAGGCUAGUACGACAUUAAAGGGAUCUAGUCUGACGAAUUAAGCAGAAAACAUCUUAACAGUGGCAAAUUUAUCUUCUUUCUCAACUUAACUGAUGUCAAAAUAAUAGCUAAUUAAUUCUUAUUUCACUUUUUGUGCGACAGCGUUGAGCUACACGUAUAUAAACGGACGCAAAAAGCUCCCAACAUAUUUGGGCUCAACAUUGUCCCAACAAUGUUGCAAAUUGUUGCGUCCGUUUGCACGUAGCUAAAAAAUUAGAUGGGUUUCAAACUUUAGGUAGCAAAAACCAAUAACACGGCCACAUUUAAAAUCCCAAACAGCAGAAUCUCAUAUAAUUUCACCCCGUUAAUACGGCCAAUUUUUUUAUCCAUUGGUGACCAUGUUAACGGGGUUCCACUGCAGUUAGCCUGUUUGUACCGUUGUGCUCCGAGAUUCUUUCAAAUAUUCUUUCUCAUUGGUCCCCCGAUUAUUCGUAUCUACAGUUAAUUGCGAUUGAUGCAUUACUUUUCUUUUCCCCGCUUCUUCCUAGGUCCCAACAUUCGGACCCCUGUUUGAUGGCGCCUUAGUGGACAGACAAGUUUUACCAUCUCUCGUCAGGGCUACGGCCAUCAAUGCAAGUAAAGCAAGCCGGGAGCUUCUUCCGGUCUAUGAGCGAUAGUAUCCUUUCUAUAAGUAAACAGAGAGAGUGGGCGUCUUGCAGGUUAUCUGUUUUUGGUGGGGGGAGGGGGCGGGGAGGGGGACGACGCGCCUGGCGAACGGGUAAGAACGCGUGCAGCGAACCGCCGGGUUGUAACUUCUUGCUUAAGUAAGACAAAAUAAAUCCGGAACCAAACGCGACAGCUGAUGCCCGGACAAAAGAAAAGAAAGAUAGGCUCAAGCCAAACGUCAAACUUUUCAUAAGAUGAACCAAACUUAGUGAGUUACGUUCAUGACAAGUUUGAUGUUUGGCUCAGUUAAGUUCGUCUGAAUGAGUUUGGAUCGUCCAACACGUUCUAUCCGUCUGAUUUAGUAACAGAACGGGAACGUCAGUUGACGACGGCGCGCGGAAAUUAAACAACUGGCUUGACCAAUGGCAGAGCGGCAAAUUGGGCACCGGAAGUCGUGUUUAGUCCUUUCCGUGCGCUUUCCCGUCGUCAACUGACGUUCCCGUCCUGAUGCUAAAUCAGCCUAAUCAGACUGAUAGAAGGUCUGAGAAUCGUCUCUGAGACAAACGUCGAAAAUGAGUCCGAGACAAACGUUGAAUUCCUUAUGACUGGUAAGAAAAGGAUCGCCAAGGUCACUGAUAAAACAUUCAGCUACUGAAGUAAUUGUAUCAGUCGCAUAAAACAACCAUAAUUGGAGCUAGCGCAGCUAUCAUGCGACCUUUUUGAUCGCUGAUUUAAUUGCAUUUUGGCAUCAAAUAUUAUCUAGGGUGACUUAUUCGUCAUCUAGUCACGUUCUAUGUUUGAAGUUUUCUCUUUAAUAACCCAAUAGCUACGAAGAACGCGAAAAAUGCAUUGAACGUAUAGUGAAGAACCACAAGGAACCCACAACAUUCGAAGAAUACUCCUCACUCGUGUUUUGCCCUGUGCCCAGGUCCCCUGGAAGUGAACCUCCCACUCCGCUGUUGUCAGCGGCUGAACGCUAUCCUAUGUUGCGCACGCAGACGGCGCCCAGUAGCAGUUUCUCUGACAACGAAAAAUCGUCCGUUCGAUUUCGAUCAAAAAGUUCGGUGACGUCUCCAAGGAUAUUGAGUAGCAAACUUGGUGAGUACUAGAUUCAUGCACUAUUGACGCCAACUGGCUCUUCCUUUGUGUGGCUGCAGAUGUUUCGGCGUUUUACCAGACUUGAGAACGACAGCUGCUUGCUCACUACAAGUAAUGUUACACGGGACGAUUCGCAAUGACGAUUUUUAGCGCAGCACAGAUUUACAACGUCGUAGCCACAUUGUUUCGAAUGGUGGCAACAUAGUUCCAACAUCGCAAUGGCAUCUUGCGAUAAAAGUCGUGGUUGCGAACCGUCCUAUUUAACAUCACCUUACAUCACGCGGCAGCAAAAUCCUGCUUUCAGUUCGCCUCCAUCCCAGCGGCUACUCCGGGAAUUUCUACCCUUAGUAAUGACGGAGAGGGAAGAGAGGAGGGGAGAGGUUAAUUUUAGGGAGGAUAUCUUUAGGGCGCAAUUGUAUUAAAAGUAAUAACAGCAUUGUGUGAUUCUGAUUUUGGAGUGAAACGUACCCUUCUCAGAAGAACCCUGCUAAGAAGAACCGUCACUUUAAAUCUCCCUCUUGCUGGAAGAAUUUUUUAGUUUCCCUUGCCAGUUUGUGUCAUCGGGCUUCUACCGUAUGUGCAAGAGAUUGUAAUUUUAUUUUGACAAAAGUUCCAUUUCUCUCCAGCAUUCAAAGAAGAAGACAUGGCGUUAACGUCUUCACUCCCGGAUGGAUUAGACAAUGUAGCGGAGGGAGCGCAGUCUGUUACGGAUGGCAGUAAUCCUCGUACAGAUAAAAAGAGACUUUCCAUUCGCUUGCGGAACAAACUGGCAAGUCUAAACGCCGCGCCCUAGUGCCGACAGCGACUAAAGUUAAUAGGAAAAGAGUAUUUUAUUAAUAAUUUCUGAGUUAAUAAUUCAUUCUUCGAAGAUUGAUCACUGUUUGAGUGUUCAAACUAAAAAAAGAAAGGUAAAACAAAAUUUUGCUUCAUUGUACUAAGGAGUAACAUUUUCUACCGUAACGGCUUUCAUUAAAAUCCGCCUUUUUCCUAAUUAAUUGAUAAUUCAUGAAAGAAGACAAAGGUAUUUGCUAUGUCAAAGGAACGACAACAUUAAAAGACAUAAGUGAAUGAACUAACUAAAGAUAAUAAUUUUUAAGUAGUUUUAAUGCGCGGCGAUCUUGCCGCUUGCUGUAGCUGCCGUCACUGAAGCUCUUCCCUUGCAGAGCUUUUUAGAAAUCUCUUACAACCUGAUUUUUUUCUUUCUUUGGACAUUAUCCAUAUCUUUUGUUAUCAAUGCAGUACUAGACGCAUUAUAUAGUACUCUUCCCUUUUGGCUCACGCCAAAUAGCGAGAUAUUGUAUAGUCAAUACGUGUUAAAAAAUAAGGAGCCCAAGUGCUGAUAUCAGCGGUUUCUUCUUGGGAACGAGGUGGUGGGUCAUUCUGCUCUGCGUCAACCUAACCUUGUUCACAAUCCUCCAUAAACAGACUAACAGCUAUUGUGUCUACUAGUUUGUAUGUUUAUCUGUUUUCAUGUAUCAGGCUAUGUCCAUUCUAUGCUGGAUAGCUUUUCGCGCCGACAUCAAAAGCUAUCUGGUACAGAAUGAAUGGCAACGGCACAGAACUGGAACAAAUCGUUGAGGCGCUUAAAAUAUUGUACCAGAGCGGUUGGCCAAGAGGAUUUGGUAUGAUGCACUAAAUCCCAACCUCACUUGUGUAUAUUUACUUCCGCCUCAGUGUGGUCCAGUCCUCACUCCCACUCAUUUACUUCCGAUACGGUCCAAUUAGGCCUUUUUCUCCAAAAUUCUGCAAAGGCAUUGUUUUCAAUUUCGUCGCCCCAAGAGAAAUUGAAAACAAUGAGCGGCAACGGCCAUUGAAUAAGGCCUAUACCUUUUCACACUGCGACGAAGCGGGUAGAAACCUAUCCGAUGUAUGACCAUCCACGUUCAUUAGCGGCGCGGUGCAGCUUCGCUCCGUGACAGAAAUCGCGCCAAAAUCACCUUUCUUAUCUAUGAAAAGAAGCCCUUUCGGUUUUGUUUUCGUAUCGGCGCAAGGGCUAACACACAUAGUGCGAGCAAAGCCUCGGAAGAUUUUAAAGAUGCAAACAGCGCAAGUCAGGGCUCUCAUCCGCCUUGAAAUUCCUCGAAAUUCGAUCAUUACUAACUUUAUCCAACUGAGAUUCUCAAGUACCUAAUUUGAAGAUAAAAGUUAUUAUCGUACUGUGAAAGAACAAGAGCUACUUUGUAAGUGGUAAUUGUCUUAACUCAAGUCCAAUUCCUAACUGCUAGUAAAUGCGUGGCAACCUUUGUCUCGACACAAUAAAAAAGAUGUUUUUUUUUUAGCUUGCGUAGCUGUGUAACAUCAUUUUUUAUGCGCCAGUUUAACGAAAGAAAUCCGCUUUGUAAUAAUUACGUUUACCAUAGAGUGUUUAUAUUUUAUAAGGAAAACAAUUGUACAUAUGAGUGCCAAAGGAAAUGAUUUGGAAACCUUUCUCAAGUGUCACGUCG